Molecule: messenger RNA, 5447 nt
Organism: Spea bombifrons (plains spadefoot toad)
Lineage: Eukaryota; Metazoa; Chordata; Amphibia; Anura; Pelobatidae
Gene: TASOR
Product: transcription activation suppressor
Exons: 23
Coding region: 335-5128 (1597 amino acids)
Biological process (GO): negative regulation of gene expression, epigenetic; protein localization to heterochromatin
Cellular component (GO): heterochromatin; nucleoplasm
Molecular function (GO): chromatin binding
Source: RefSeq, a predicted model, not a curated record
UGGCGCUCGUCCCUGACAGAAUUUCAGCACCAGCCACCUAUUGGCCACCACGCUCCAGCUCCGCCUCUGCAAGCUUCGGCUCCGCCCUCCGACUGCGUCACCGUUGGUCGCAUUUAGAAAUAAGAGUUGAAGGCGGCGAAGAGGAAGCUGCGAGAUGGCGCCGUGAGGGAAAGCUAGGGGGCAUGUGGUGGCCUCACUGGGGGUAACGGACCAUCAGAGCGCGGACGCAGUGUAGCUCUACCCCUCACCGGGGUACGGACUGUCCACGCCCCGCAGCGGAUACUUGAUACACACACGGGAUCCUCGCGUGAUCUGGGUGCUCGGCUGUGAGAAGAUGUCGAGCGGCUGCUCUGAUAAAGCUCACGCCGACACAAUGAAGGAUGAGAAGCCAGUCAUGGAGGACAGCGUGGGAGGCGGCGUGCAAGGCUCGGCUGCGCAAAAUGGCGGCGGCCUUCCCCAGGCUGAGGAGGCGCCGGGGACAGAGAGAAGUGACUUCCCGCGCAUGGGCAGCGAGAGCAACGCGGGGACCCGACCCCAAGAGGAAGCUCCUCGGAAACGAUUUCAGAUCCCGAGAAAAAGCAGAGAUAAGAGAGCUCAACUAAUUAGUUCUGACUCUCGGGAGUUUGAAGAGAUUUUGAAAAUUCUUCACUCGGCAUACUUGGAUGCAAACUCCAAGGCAAAUUUCACUUACAAAUGUGCCCGACUGGUUCAUAAUGAAUUCUUGGAGAAAGAGUUUACUGAGAAACGAAGGGAGUUGAAAAUUGAAGGCCGUCUAGAUAAAGAGCUUGCAGAGUCUUAUGCGUUUCUUUUGGUUAAUCAAGAGCAGGUGCACAGUAUGUCAGAACGAGGACUACAUGUGGGGCAUUCUAGACUGACUACCCUUGGGAAGCCAUCCAUGGGGGUGUAUCUCUCAAAGUUUGCUGAUCUAUUACAGCCCAAUCCCUUAGAGGCAGGGCUGGCUGGCAAUAUAUUCAUAUUUAAAGUAAUCAAGGGAAAGAUUAAAUACAUUUACGACAACAUGCGGAAUAAUCAGAUGGACUCCCAUGGUGGGUCUUGGGCCUCGGAUCCGGCCCCUAAGCAUGAAUGCCAUGUCUUAAAGAACACGAACACGGUGAAUUCGUUGCUGAGUUACAGAGCGUUUGAACGUACUCAGUAUUACUUCUAUGAGUACGCCGUCGACGAGAUCCGUAACAGACCGAGGCACGUUUGCCCGUAUGCAGUUGUGUCCUUUGGUUAUCAGGAAGACAUGAUGCACAGACAGCCGUCCGUCUCGGGAACUGUAAACUUCAACGCUGACAGGAGCAAUGACAGGAGCAUCUUUACAUUAUGGAGAGGACAGCUUCUUAGUAAAGGGAAACUAUUGUGCUAUGCAUCUUUCAAAUCCACGAACGGCCCCUUCUUCCCAUACAGAUUACCAGAGAAGCUGGACCUGGAAAUUCUUGUGCGACUUGACCAGAUAAAAAAGAAAAUUCCAUCAAUUUUGUUCUGUAAAGAAACUCACAACAAGCCAAAGGAAGUCAUGGUUGGUGGAAUAUUCAGUCGUCUCUAUGAAGUUUGUGACAAAACACGGACUGGAAACCACUUGCAGAGUUUGCUGCAGAAACUCGAUAGGGAAAAACUGGCAUUGGUUAAACCCUUGGCAGACAAAGGAUUUUUAUUUCUGUAUUUCCCAUCGCAAAUGACAUCGUCGUAUAGUUCCCAGAGCGGCAAAUCCCGCGUCCUUCAUGCGCUGUUUAUUUACCCCGAGUCGCGGGAAACCCUGACACCCGCUUCACACUUUUCGAAGAGUUCUACCGUCACAGCAGACAACAAUAUAAUCAUGCCAGACCUAACAAGCUUUGUGUCCGCUCUGCGCAUGGCUCUCCACAAGAGCCAGGGAGAUGCCUCUGCCGAGUUAAACAUGGUAGUUGAAAAACACAUUCGUAUAUAUCUUAAAAGAAAGGCAGAGGGAUCUUAUAAAUACAAAGAGUAUGUCCCAAAGCCGUAUGACUCUCGCCUGGAUUACAAAAAAAGUCUUUAUCUGGCUCCCAGAGAUAAAAGCCGCAUUGAGGAAGAUCUGCGUAAAUAUAUGUUAGGACCUGAGGCGUAUGUGCUGACGGUGGAUAAAGCACAAGAGUUAAGUAGGGAACAUCAAAGGUUCCAGCAGUUUAGCCCGGUGUCUGACUACGAACCUAUAGAGGAAGACCACGAAGGCCCAAAACCGCUUAGCCGAAAAGGUUCUGCACUGGUGUCCCCUGCUGAAAGUGGCCCCCAAAGAGUAGGUGAUCACUCGGAUCAGUAUGAUUUGGACAAGAUAACGGGUCUAAUUAACUUAAUUCAGAGUAGGAAGCAGAAUGCGUAUAGCAAUCCUGAAGCAGCUGAGGUUUCAGUGAGUGGGCUCAAAAGAAAACUUGAAAGUGGAGAGGAGAACGAGUGGAAACACCAAAAAACUGAGGACGUUCAUCAAAACUGUGAGACGUCUGAAAAUACACAUUCAAUGUCCUCUUUUAUCUCUGCGCUUGGCGGACAAGACACAGACCUGCGCCAGGAGAAUCCUGAAUCCCCGAUUGAUGACUCAACAGACUGUGUUAAAGCACUACUGUCUUGCCUGGCGGACACUUAUUUUAACUCUUCACUAACCGACAGUCUAAACAAAGUGUUUGAUGGAGAAAGUGAAAAUAAAAACCAUGAGAAUUUUCAGAACAGUGAAUACGUUCCCUCCACGCAUGACACGGACAGAGACAUCUCAAGGCAUCACGAAAACAAAUUCUAUGGAGAAUGCGGACCACAAAGCCUUGAGCCUCGAGAAAGUAGCCCAGCCGUUUUGACAUCGCCUACGAAUGACACCUUUCAGCCCGGGGAAGAAAUGAUCAUUGAAGAAAGUGCGGAGCCACCUUCUGAAAGCAUCAGUUCUUGCCCCAGUACUCCAACUGAAUGCCUCUACCGCCAGAGCUCUGCUGCGAGUAACACGGAGUCUGGAAUGCACUGGAAACUUAUUCCGAUCACAGGCCUGGCCAUCUCAGAAGAACAGAUUGUGUCCCCGGGAGGUGCUCCCCCCGGAGAUCCGAGGGCGCUGCACAGGAGGAGGCAGAGAAGUGCCAGCUCCUCGUCGCUUCAGGACAACAGGAAAGAAAGGAGCAAGACACUAAGACUCAAAGGCAAUUACAGGGAGCACUCCGCAACGCCGCCAAAGAGGGAGCAGCACUUCAAAGCGAAGCACAAAGACAAUGGUCUAAUUGAGAAUGCGGUAAUGGACGCCUACAGAACUUUCUCUGAGAGCCUUCACAAGGUUUUAAAACAGAAAGACGUGGAGUAUACCGGCCAAGCACCAGCGCCCCUGCUCUCAUCCGACGAGCGCGUCGCCAGACUUUCCGACUGGCUGAACGAGCAGGCGUCCAACAUCUCUGUGGACGCGUACGUAGAAGAUCUGCGCGAAAAGUUAGACAGUGUCGUUGCUUCCUGUAGUAACCCGAGAGAGCGAAUGCAUUGUAAUGUAGACACUGAAAUCAAAACGGAGCCAGAGGUUUCAGAACACGUACGAGAAAACGCUGAAUGUGGUCAACCGCAGCCCGUUCAACCCGGAACAGAUGCUUCUCAGAAUGCGCAUCGUUUUUAUCGAGCCGAAAAGGAAGAUAUUAAGCCAUUCUCCAAAGACACCGAGCACGACCUUGCUGUAGGACAUGCCCUGGACAAGGAUAGUGCUCCAGUCCAUGACUUCCCAGCGGACGCUCGCGAAAAGCCCGUAUCGAGCGUCCCGGAACAACUGUCUGCUUCGCAAACGGCCCUCGUGGACGUGAUCAGCCAAAUGCACCCCGAGGUGUUCAACAACUUGGUAAAGAUAUUCACGCACGUGAACAAAAACGUCAUCAAAUUUUACAUUCACGCAGAGGAGGAAAAUGCAAUUUGUGAAGAAAUAAGGGACUAUCUUCUGAAACUUGGCAAUGCGCAAUGCCAUCCGGACACGUUUCUGUCGUGCAGCGUGUCCUCAGAUAAACUAUUAAUAAUUAUUCAGAAUGAAGACAUCGCUCACUUCAUUCAUAAGAUACCGUCUUUAAUAACGCUGAAGAAGCUGCCGUGUGUGAGUUUUGCUGGCAUCGACUCGCUGGAUGAUUUGAAAAACUACACUUACAACGAACUGUUUGUCUCCGGGGGGUUUGUCGUGUCUGAUGAAACGGUGCUAAAUCCUGAAACCAUGACAGUUGAUGCACUGAAAAAAUUCCUCGCGUUUCUGGAAGAAAUAGCAAUCUCUGCGAAGUGGCAGUGGAAGAUUCAUUGUAAAUUUCAAAAGAAACUCAAGGAAUUGGGAAGAUUAAAUGCAAACGCACUGAAUAUUCUGACUCUCUUAAACACCUAUCAAAAGAAACACUUGGUGGAGAUUCUCUCGUAUCAUAAUUGCGAUUCAAAGACGAGACAAGCUCCGGAGCUGGACUGUUUAAUCCGGCUGCAGGUCCAGAACAUCCAGCAGCGGCACGUUCUCUUUCUAACAGAAAAGGAUCCUUCCUUGUUCCCCAAUUAUUCCGACAACGGGAUUCUGGUCACAAGAAUGGAGGAUUUUAUGCGGAAUUUUACGAGCCAAGUUGGUUUCUGUAGUUCAAAUCCUGAGGAAAACUGCCUAUCCCAGUUGGCGAGAGGAGAGACUCAGACAGCUCCAGGAGAAACCGAUGUGAAGGAGGAAGAAGAUAUGUCUCUGGAUUCGGAGGACGAGACACCGCAGAUAGAAGUUUGCACAGAUUCUCUCAAACUUGAACCUCACGCCUUGGAGGGUACUAAGCAGCCGGACUUUAUAGCGACCUCUCAGCCCGAGGCUACGGGAAGCAUAGCACAAAACCCAACUCCAAAUCCCGACCCAACUGAGCUUCAUCCGGUAACUCCGGUUUCCACCACGGGCUCCGCUGCCGCAGAAAACAGCACGCCCGCCGCAGACGAAGUGUUGAGUGGUUUCCAGGAAUAUCCCAACACGCAGCUGGGCAUUUCCCAACAGCUCAACCAUUUCAACGUCCUCACUCAUCAGACAUUUCUUCCGGCAAUGUACCCCAUUCUCGCGAGCCAGACUCAGCCCGGAAAUUAUUUUCUAAAUUCAUACAGUCAAGUGCCAGAAUCGGACCCCUCGCAAAACUCAGAAUGGGAAAAACCAUGGCAUCUAAAAUAGGGUUUUUUUGUUUUUUUUCAGUAUAUUUGGGGGGAAAAAGAUAUUUAUAUAUGUAUAUAAAAAGACUUUUUCUAAGACUCUUCAGUUUCAUACAAAGUGAAUUAUGCAUUUUAUUAUACUUGGCAAGAAAAAGUCCUUUUUUCUUUGUUGCCUCAUUUUGAAAUUAUGGCAUGUACCACUAAAAAACAUCAACAAGCAAAUAAAUAUUAUUUUUUUUUAAGUCCAUUGUAUUGAAAGGAUUGUUUGCACAAAUUUUUUUUAUUUUUCUUUAUAUAUAUAUGAACAGUAUUUGUGGCUGUUAUAAUGCAGUUCUAAGUCA